AAGGUUCCAUGGCAGUUGGUGACGCAGAGAGGCUGGUGUCUGGGUGCUCCCCAGAUCCCAGCCUGCCCCCGGGCCCCAGCCCCCCGCCUUGCGAUGCUGUGCCUCCGAAUCGCCAGCCCCAGCCUGGCCCUACUCAGUCUCCUGCUGCUGCUGGCGGCUCUGGGCUCCGACCACUGGCUGCUGACGAAGGAAAACCAAACGUUGAUCCAUUCGGGGCUGUGGAAGUUCUGUAUGAAUCUGAGGUGCCUGAUACCUUUGACUGUACCAGAUCGCAUAAGGGCCAGCAGGGUUUGCCUGAUCCUGGCCGUGAUCGCCGGGUUUCUCUCCUGCUUGGCUCUUCUCGCCUCGGUCUUCCGCUCCCACCUCGGCUCCGUGCCCCUGACCCUGGUCUCCGCCGUGGGCAGCUUCAGCGCCGGUCUCUGUGCCACCGUCGCCAUGGCCGUGUUCACGUCCCACAGCGCCAAGAGCAUGACGGGCGCCUCGGCGCGAGUCAGCUUCGGGUGGGCCUUCGGCCUGGGCUGGGCCGCCUGCCCGCUCGCCCUCCUAGCCAGUGUGGUGACAUUUUUUUCCGAAGGAGCCUCCUCCAGCUGAGUGUGGGGCCUGCGCUGCCCACGGGGGACAGAGCCGGGGGCCGGACGGAGCCUGCAGCCUCGCUGGGCCGAUUCCCCCAGUGCGUGUGUGUGUGUGUGUGUCCCUGCGCACUCCCACAGACCCGUGAUCCCCCCCGCAACAGAGUCCCCCCUUUCUGUUCCCUUCCUUUCCCAGGCCCACUUGUUCCAUGGAGAUUAAAGGGCCUGUUCUCAG
Molecule: messenger RNA, 804 nt
Organism: Mauremys reevesii (Reeves's turtle)
Lineage: Eukaryota; Metazoa; Chordata; Testudines; Geoemydidae
Product: lens fiber membrane intrinsic protein-like
Exons: 5
Coding region: 94-591 (165 amino acids)
Cellular component (GO): plasma membrane
Source: RefSeq, a predicted model, not a curated record